This is a messenger RNA of Cicer arietinum (chickpea), 1914 nucleotides long. Its product is annotated as phenylacetaldehyde oxime monooxygenase CYP71AN24-like. NCBI's taxonomy places the organism in Eukaryota, Viridiplantae, Streptophyta, Magnoliopsida, Fabales, Fabaceae. Gene Ontology annotation, molecular function: iron ion binding; oxidoreductase activity, acting on paired donors, with incorporation or reduction of molecular oxygen; monooxygenase activity. The record is from RefSeq and is a predicted model, not a curated record.
CACACAUGACCAACCAACAACAUAGUACAUCAAAGAAAAAGAAGAAAAAACAUAGAUAUUUUGUGCAUGUCAAUCAACAUGCUGGAAGGAAAAAUGUUUCCACAUCUACCAUCAUUUCUAAAGCAAGUUCCACACGACCUAAAUUCCACCCUUUACAUGUUUCUUUCAUUCUUUAUCAGCAUGCUGUUUGUGUUCAAGUUUACAAGAAGAAACAAACUUAAUCUACCUCCAUCCCCACCUAGAUUGCCAAUAAUUGGAAACUACCUUCAACUAGGAACACUUCCUCAUCGCUCUUUUCAAUCCCUGUCACAAAAAUAUGGUCCUUUAAUGCUGUUGCAGCUUGGUCAGCUUCGUGUGUUGGUGGUUUCCUCAGUAGAUAUGGCAAAAAAAGUCAUGCAAACACAUGACAUGGUUUUUGCGAGCCGACCAUGUUUGACAUCAUCAAAAGCCCUACUAUAUGGAUGUAAAGACAUUGCUUUUGCAUCUUAUGGUGAUACAUGGAGACAGAAAAAGAAACUGUGUGUGAUUGAAUUGUUGAGUCAGAAACGGGUGCAGUCAGUGCAGUUUAUUAGAGAAGAGGAAGCUGAGGCAUUGAUUGAUAAGAUACAUAAAGCGGUGAAUUUGAGAAAUGAUUGCUGUGUGAACCUUAGUGAGAUGCUGAUUGCAACAGCAAACAACAUAAUCUUUAGGUGUAUAUUUGGAAGGAAAUAUGAUGGUUGCCAUUUUGGAGAGGCUGGGAGGGAGAUAAUGGCUCAAAUUUCAGAUUUUAGUAUGAGAGAUUUGUUUCCUUUGUUGGGUUGGAUUGAUGUUCUCACUGGCCAAAUUAAAAAAAUUAAGGUCACUUUUGAACAAAUGAAUGAUUUCUUUGAUAGUAUGAUUGUGGAACAUAAGAUGGCUAGGAGGGACCGCAACAAGAAAGAUUUCCUAGAUAUUCUACUUCAACUUCAGGAUGAUGGUCUUUCAGACUUCGAGCUCACACAAAAUGACUUAAAAGCACUCUUAAUGGACAUGUUUUUAGGAGGAAGUGACACAACUUCAACAACAGUAGAAUGGGCUAUGGCAGAGCUUGUAAAAAAUCCAGGCAUAAUGAAGAAAGCACAGGAGGAGGUAAGAAGGGUUGUAGGGAAUAAAUCAAAAAUAGAGGAGAGUGAUGUCAACCAAAUGGACUACAUGAAAUGUGUAAUCAAAGAAACUUUGAGGCUACAUCCAGCUGCUCCUCUUUUGGCUCCUAGAAAAACAACAUCUAGUGUUAAACUCGGGGGUUAUGAUAUUCCUGAUAAAACAAUGGUAUAUGUUAACGCGUGGGCAAUCCAGAGGGACCCUGAAUUUUGGGAAAGGCCAGAAGAGUUUCUACCUGAGAGAUUUGAAAACAGCAAGGUUAAUUUCAAUGGUCAAGACUUUCAAUUUAUCCCGUUUGGUUCUGGGAGAAGAAAAUGCCCAGGUAUUGCGUUUGGUCUAGCUUCCUCCGAGUACACGGUUGCUAAUCUUUUGUAUUGGUUUGAUUGGAAGCUACCUACAAAUGGUGCAUCUCUUCAAGACAUAGACAUGACUGAGAGAUUUGGGCUCACUGUCAACAAAAAAGAUCCUUUGUGCCUCCAACCAAUACGAUACAGCAAUUUCUAAGAAUAAUUUCACACUUCUUUUUAUACUUGUCCAUCUAUAGUGAAAAAUAAGAUCAACAAAAAAGAUCUUUUGUGCCUUCAACCAAUACCAUACAACAAUUCUAAGAAUAAUUUCACACUUCUUUUUAUACUUAUCCAUCUAUAGUAAAAAAUAAGAAACAGUAAAGGUGCUCAUCUCUAAACACUGAUCAUCAUAGCUUAUUUUGUUUUAUUGCUUUUGUAAUGUAACUUGUAGUGAACAAGUUUUAUGCAAAUAAAUUUCAAAAAAUGUGGUUAGUGGCUUUCAGUUUCA